CUCCACCUGACCGACAAGAGGGCGUUCCUUCAAUUCACCUUAUUCAUCACCGUUCUCCGUGCUGCUCCGUCCUCGCCGUUACUUCCGAAAAUCUCAUUCCUUCCUUGACUUGUGAUUCUACUAAUCGUCCCUACUCCUUGCUAACUGGUCAUGGGGCUUAUCAACCGUUAAAUUCUCUGUGGUCCUGUAGGGGAGCUGAGUAGCUUCGAACGCCCCGCCUGUCUGUCCCUCGGAAUAGAACACACUCGACUGUAAGGUGGUAGCCUCAGCUUCGACUCACUUAACGGAACCCUUUCAAUUCAUUGGACCAAUAACUGCUAUUGCAACGCUCGCCGUCAACGACGGGAAUACGCUCCUACUCUGCAAGAAAACCAGCCUUUUUGGGUUCCGGAGCGAGCACCGCUGUGCUCGGGUCCGGAAACCCUCGUGACAAUUAAGACGAAUAGAUAGACUGUCUGGGAGCUGGCUAGAAAGAUGUUUUCAGAAGGACACGGCACGUCGGGAACUGCCAGCGACACCCAAGAGCAGCAGGUGGCACAUUCAGACAGCCCUCCACCCUCCAGUUAUAAUGCGUCAUCCACCGCAGAUCCACCGAGGUCGCCGUUUCUCACCCGCCUCGAACUCUUCGCCACCCACGUUCCGGAUAUCUAUAUUGCCCCAUUUUGCGGUGCUAGUGCGGGUGUAGCGUCGGGUAUUGUGACAUGCCCUCUCGACGUGAUCAAGACGAAGCUACAAGCCCAAGGAGGUUUUGUCCGGAGAGGGGGGCAGGUGGUUGAAGCUAAGGCUUUAUACAGAGGCAUGUUAGGUACUGGCAGGAUGAUAUGGCGGGAAGAUGGUAUUCGAGGUCUAUACCAAGGAUUAGGUCCAAUGAUCUUGGGAUAUUUGCCUACAUGGGCUGUUUAUUUAGCGGUCUAUGAUAGGUCUCGAGAAUUUUAUCACGGAGUCACUGAUAGUUGGUGGCUUGCAAGAGGUUAUGCUUCUAUAACGGCAGGCGCUUGCUCUACAAUCGUGACUAAUCCGAUAUGGGUCAUCAAAACACGACUCAUGUCACAAAGCCUUAGAUCAGAUAGCGAAGGUUUCCGCGCUCCAUGGCGGUACUCCGGCACGUGGGAUGCGGCUCGCAAGAUGUAUAAGACCGAAGGAAUUCGGUCGUUCUACUCGGGGCUCACGCCAGCAUUAUUAGGAUUGACACACGUUGCCAUCCAGUUUCCCCUCUAUGAAUAUCUGAAAAUGGCAUUUACCGGCUACGGAAUCGGGGAACAUCCUGAUAACGGUACUUCUCACUGGAUUGGGAUAUCGUUGGCAACAUUCCUCAGUAAAAUUUGUGCGAGCACUGUGACUUAUCCACAUGAGGUACUACGCACGAGACUUCAAACCCAGCAGAGAACGUCUCCCGUGUCCUCACCAGAAGAGAUAGCGUUUCGCGGAGGAGUCGACCAUCCGGAAAGCCGCGGUAGGCUUCCGGCAGCGGCCUCAUCGGAUGGCAUGCCCAACCGGCCCCGAUAUACAGGGAUCAUCCGUACGUGUCAGACCAUUUUAAAGGAGGAGGGCUGGCGGGCAUUCUAUUCAGGAAUCGGCACGAACUUAUUCCGUGCUGUACCGGCCGCAAUGACUACCAUGCUUACAUAUGAAUAUCUACGAAAACUUAUUAGCCGCCUUCAGCAUGAGGGGGCAAUGAAGCAGCAGAUGGCAGAAACAGCGGAAGACUCUUCCGGGAUAUGAUAAUGGUUGAACCUUCAAUUAUCAGCCAACCUGCCACAAUGCAGGCCGUUUCGAAGCUCAAUGCGCCUACUUUAAUUAGGGGAGCAAAUUAUAGGCGCCCCGGCGAUUUGGCUUCACCGCUUGUAGCAGAUGCAGUGUGGUCUAUCGCUCUUUUAAGUCUAUCCUUUGCUUUGAGUCCUAUCCUCAGACAUAAAAGUAUUGGGCCUUUUCCCUGGAAUAGAUUCCUCGGUAUCGGUGGUAAAUGGUUUCAACGGUGUUAGGGUAGAUCCAGGUUUUGACAUGUGGAGAAUCAGUUUUCCUGCUCUCUACGACGUGUCAUAUGGUAGGCUUUGGUUUUGAAGAAAGAUUCCUUUCUGCAGUCUUAUCAUUUUCACGAGCGUUUGUUUGCGCACAAUAUUGCAUGAUUGCUCUUGUACAUACUCACGUGCUCAUCGCAAGAAUACACAUAUACCGAGUUCAACAAGGUACAGGAACUAGAAUCGGGUAUACAGGGUAGCCAUGAAUAAAGCCUAUACUAGGAUCUAGCUAGUAGUCUAUGUAGUACUUAUAAUCAAGUGAGGGACAUGCGAGAGUGUAAUUGAUUACUUGGUCCCUGAUGU
Molecule: messenger RNA, 2321 nt
Organism: Aspergillus alliaceus
Lineage: Eukaryota; Fungi; Ascomycota; Eurotiomycetes; Eurotiales; Aspergillaceae
Product: putative mitochondrial carrier protein
Exons: 2
Coding region: 475-1722 (415 amino acids)
Biological process (GO): pyrimidine nucleotide import into mitochondrion
Cellular component (GO): mitochondrion
Molecular function (GO): pyrimidine nucleotide transmembrane transporter activity
Source: RefSeq, a predicted model, not a curated record